AUGAAUUUAAUUUUGUUUGCGGUGGAGGGACCCAUCCAGCUAAUUGUAUACAGGUCAGUGGUCAAUGUAUCAAUGUUCACUCAACAAAUUUUCUAAUAGAAACUUUGAACAUUAUUAGGGAAAAUGCACCGUAGAGUUAUAGCACAUCGUUUAAAUGCAAAACGUCGCACAGCUGACGUUUUAAUCAAUGAGAAAGUCGAUUUCUCUGGGUUAAUUUUAUCCAAAGAUGUCCUCAAAGGGUUGAAAAGUGCUGGAUUUGAAAGACCAUCACCAAUUCAAAUGAAAGCUAUUCCUAUUGGUCGUUGUGGUGUAGAUUUGAUUGCACAAGCAAAAUCUGGCACAGGGAAAACAUGUGUCUUUAGUGUGAUUGCUUUGGAAAGCAUCAUUCUUACAAUGAUGUCAAUACAAGUGUUGGUUCUUGUGCCGACUCGAGAGAUAGCUGUUCAAAUCAAGGAUGUAACGAACUCUAUUGGUCAACAUAUGCAAGGACUUCAUGUAAAUGUUUUUAUUGGUGGUUUGUCUAUUGAAGAUGACAAAAACAAGUUGAAACUUUGUCAAAUUGCUAUUGGUACACCAGGACGGGUCAAACAUCUAAUUGACAGCAAACUUUUGUCUACUUCUUCCAUUCGAUUGCUUAUUCUUGAUGAGGCUGAUAAACUUUUGGAGGAAAACUUUCAAGAUCAGAUCAAUUGGAUAUUUUCAACACUUCCUGAAAGCAAGCAAGUGUUGGCUUUGUCUGCAACCUAUCCAAACUAUCUUAGCAAGCAUUUACAGAAAUAUAUGAGAAAUCCAACUUUUGUUUGUUUAAAUGCCAUGGACCCUGCACUAGAAGGGAUUCAUCAUUAUUUUUGCACAAUACCAAGUCAUUCUCUCCCACAUAAAACAUUUGAUGAAAAGGUUAAUCAUUUACUGGUUAUGUUGUCACAGAUAUCUUUCCAUCAAUGCCUUAUCUUUUCUAACUAUCAAAUAAGAGCAAAGAAUUUGAGUGAAACUUUGGCUAAAAAUGGAUUUCCUUCUACACAUAUUUCAGGUGGUCAAGGCCAAAAUGAACGUCUUGAUGCAAUGAGGAAGUUGAAGGAGUUCAAAUGUCGUAUUUUGAUAUCAACAGAUCUUAUGUCUCGUGGCAUCGAUGCUGAACGUGUGAACCUUGUGAUUAACAUGGAUCUUCCACGUGACUCUGAGACAUAUUUACAUAGAGUUGGGAGGGCUGGACGUUACGGAUCGUAUGGCGUGGCCAUAAAUUUCGUGGCCGCAGGAAAAGAAGAAUCAAGUUUGAAAGACAUCGAAAUUAAAUGUGCAAUAAACUUCGAUCCUUUGCCAGAAGAUUUAUCUGAGCUCAUAUGUAAAGAUGCGUUUGCCGAAUGUAGUUUGAUGAAGUCAAAAGGCGAGAUACUUUCAUUUACUUCUACGGCUGUUACAACCAUAGUUGGAGAAGGGAAGGUGAAAGAAGAUGAUGUCCUUUGCUGUGAAACUACAAACCUUGUUCAUAAUGGCGAAACUAGUUCCACAAUGACGAAAGAAAAUUUAGUUGAAGGUUUGAAUGAAGGAGCGAAGAAUAAAAUUCACGAGAUUGUAGCUUUCACUGACAUUGUUGUUGAUAAAAGUUUUAAAUGUGGUAACAAUAAUGAACAAAAGAAAAAUAAAGAAAGGUUAACGCGAGUAAUUGAAAAUAAUUCAGACAAUAGCGAAAGUUCCACAACGGAAAUCAUGAACUAUGGCAUUAUUAAAGAUGAUGAGUUGGCUGAAAACAACAACAUUUACACAUCUCAAGCUUCUGUCGUUGCUGACGUUUGUCGUCAAGGAAACGGACAGACUGUCGAGGAUCCAGGAAUUAUGGGUAAUGUAAAAAACGAAUUUAUUGACGUUAAGAGUGAAAAUGUUGCUGUUAAAAAUCAGGAAGCUACGACAUCCAAAGUGAACAGUGUAGAAGGAAAAGAAAUCAAAAGUCAACACAACAUUGAAACAAUAUACGAUACAGAAAACAAACUAAAUAACUUUAAAAGUGCUAUGAUUUAUCCUUCAACGUCACAAGUCAUCUUUCAUAAACAAUGGGGUAAUGGAUUUUUUACUGAGAAAAACAAAUUGGAUGAAUGUAAGAUGUCGGAAUCCUCUGUUUGUGAUGAUUGCGAAUUGUCAAGCGAAAAUUGCGUCGGGCGUGAAGAGUCACGUGAUUCCCUUGAAGAGUCAUGUGAUUCUACUGAAGAGUCAUGUGAUUCUACUGAAGAGUCUUGUGAUUUAAGUGAAGAGUCAAGUAGUGCGUGUGAAGAGUCUUAUGAAUCGUAUGAAAAUUUGCGUGGUUCGUUUAAAGACUCGCGUGAUUCGUGUGAAGUAGCACACGAUUUGUGUGUAAAGCUGCGCGAUUUGUGUGAAAAAUCGAGCGAUUUGCACGCGCCUAUCUCAUGCAGGUAUUUUGAUGAUAUGUUUGUAAAACAUUUAAACGAUCAUGCAAACACAGGCCUUCAUAAAGAUUUCGAAAAUGAAAAACCAUUAUCCUGUUUGGCAAAGAGAACAAGCUUGCUCAACGAGGUUAAUGAAUUUGGCUCAACAGAAUUCGUCUCUGGUUAUGAGAGAGAAGUUGUAGAAAUGAGAACUUCUGCUCCACAAGAAUGUGUUGGUGCACAAUCCUGCAAUUUAGAAACUAAUAAAACAAAUACGACAGUCAAUUCCACCGAUUCCCGCAACGUAUGGAACCAUGGCAACGAAGUCAUGUUUUAUGGUGCCACCACUGAUGACGUCACAGCUUACAUGGCGAGGUUGCCCGUUGAUUGGACAAACAUGUGGUAUAGAGCCUACGAUAAACAAACCAAUCACAUAAUGAAAUACACGAAGUUUUAUCAUGAAAGUUAUUGAUGAGCUAAAAUAUUUAGCUCAUCAUGAGCUAAAAUAUUUAGCUCAUCAUGAGCUAAAAUAUUUAGCUCAUCAUGAGCUAAUAUUUUAAUCGGCUAAAAUACCUACUCUGUUCUUAGUAGAUUCCGUGAAGAUUUUGUAAGGAUGAAGAUGGAAAAAUUAAAUUUAUAUUUAUGUUUCUUAAAUAUAACAUGAAUGUCAAAUGAACUUGCUUGCCAUUACGUCAUUGACGAAGUGAAAACUUUGCGACGUCAGUAAUGUUGUGUCCCCCCCCUGUUGCUGUGUGUGAUGCAGGCUGUGACAAGUCACAAGAUGUUGUUUUCCUUUUAUUGAAAGAUUUUCAAAAAAAGUCAUAUUUGCGUAUUGUUGUUUGUGUCACAAUUUUAGAAAAUAAUUAUAAGAUAGCUAAACAAAAGAAUAUAUUCAUUAUGUACAUCAAUUUAUACUUAUAUAUCGACAAACUACAAAAAAGAAUCAAAUGACGAUUUUAUUUUAAAUGAAAUCGGAAUCAACUCCAGUAAACAGUAUACAAAAUAUUUGAGAAUAAUAUUGAACUUCUAAGCAGGAUUGUUUUAAAGUAAUACUUUUGAGCAUUAAAAAGAACCUGUCUUUUUUCUUCAAUAAUCUUGUUUUAGCUUUAUCUACAUCUUAGUAUAAAAGUCUUCAUUUUACAUUACAUUGUAUCCUUUUAAAGAUAAAGUUCUUUCAUUUGACUUA
This is a messenger RNA of Xenia sp. Carnegie-2017, 3564 nucleotides long. Its product is annotated as probable ATP-dependent RNA helicase DDX20. Lineage: Eukaryota; Metazoa; Cnidaria; Anthozoa; Malacalcyonacea; Xeniidae. Bases 124 to 2850 code for a protein of 908 amino acids. The transcript is spliced from 11 exons. Gene Ontology annotation, cellular component: SMN complex. Gene Ontology annotation, molecular function: RNA binding; RNA helicase activity; ATP binding. Gene Ontology annotation, biological process: spliceosomal snRNP assembly. The record is from RefSeq and is a predicted model, not a curated record.